Messenger RNA from Aedes albopictus (Asian tiger mosquito), 483 nucleotides. RefSeq lists its product as uncharacterized. Bases 45 to 407 code for a protein of 120 amino acids. The transcript has a single exon. NCBI's taxonomy places the organism in Eukaryota, Metazoa, Arthropoda, Insecta, Diptera, Culicidae. The record is from RefSeq and is a predicted model, not a curated record.
GAGUCGGGCAUCAGUUUCAAAUCGGAGCUUACAUCGUGUGCACAAUGAAGUCGUUUAUCUGUGGAGUGGUGAUUGUGGUCCUGAGUGUCCUGUUGGUGAUAGUAAAUGCCAGUCCGGUGAAGGAGGUCGAAAUCGUGCAAGUUGAAGAUGUUCCAGCGCCCUUGGAGUCCGUAGACCGUGCAAAACGUCAGCUUCUGGUCGGAGCGCUUCUGGGAGGUGGACAACCUGGAUACGGCCAUGGAGGAUAUGGUCACGGUGGUUACGGACACGGUGGCUACGGGCACGGUGGAUACGGUCAUGGCGGUUACGGCGGCCAUGGUCAUGGUGGACACGGAGGUUACGGUCAUGGACACGGACAUGGUCAUGGAGGUCAUGACUAUGGACAUCAUGGGCACCAUAGAGGCUAAACUGAGUUAUAAAUGAUCAUCAAUUUGUACAUACACAUAUUUAUUUAUUUGAGUGGAAUAAAAUUUAAAAAAAUAA